Messenger RNA from Toxotes jaculatrix (banded archerfish), 1086 nucleotides. It is a transcript of the gene iglon5, whose product is annotated as IgLON family member 5. Bases 72 to 1073 code for a protein of 333 amino acids. The record is from RefSeq and is a predicted model, not a curated record. NCBI's taxonomy places the organism in Eukaryota, Metazoa, Chordata, Actinopteri, Toxotidae. The transcript has 8 exons. Gene Ontology annotation, cellular component: neuron projection.
CACCGUAAAGAAGGAAUACCAAGGCUGCACUUGGCUGCAAACACAAGCAGAAAAUCAAUCAGAACUCCAUCAUGGGCUGCCCCCUCUUGUGGAACGUGUUUGCUGGUUUGAUCCUGGUUCUGCUGUCGAAAGGGUCCUGUGUGCACGGAGCAGAAUUCGGACACCUGCCGGACAACAUUACAGUUUUGGAAGGAGAAAGCGUCACUUUGAGAUGCCGGAUCGACGAGGAGGUGACCCACAAGGCCUGGCUGAAUCGCUCCAACAUCUUGUUCACGGGGACAGACAAGUGGUCGCUGGACAAGCGUGUGACGCUGGUCAACAGUAACAACAGUGACUUCUCCAUCCACAUUGAGAAAGUGCAAGUAACGGACGAGGGGCCCUACACCUGCACCUUCCAGGCCAAUAACAAGCCUCGCAUCGCCCAUGUCUACCUCAUCGUUCAAGUGCCGGCCAGAAUCGUCAACAUCUCAAAAAAUGUGUCAGUGAACGAGGGAGAGAAUGUAAACCUCUACUGUCUGGCAGUGGGCCGGCCUGAGCCCACUGUCACCUGGAAAGACCAGAAAUAUGGGUUGGUGAGUGAGGGGGAGUUUCUAGACAUCACAGAGAUCAAGAGGCAACAGGCCGAGGACUAUGAAUGUAUCACCAACAAUGGAGUGGCUCCGCCCGAUCAGCGCAAGGUCAAGGUCACGGUCAAUUACCCUCCCAUGAUCACAGACAUGAAGAACAUGCCAGCCCAUUUGGGUAAGACAGCCAUCUUGCGCUGUGAAGCCAUGGCAGUCCCACCAGCCUCCUUUGAGUGGUACAGAGAUGACCACAGGCCGGUAGAGAGUGACAACACCCUGAGGAUCAAAAACGAGAAGACGCGUUCGCUGUUGCUGUUCACCAAUGUGACAGAGAAACACUUUGGAAACUACACCUGCUUUGCCUCAAACCGUCUGGGCGCUUCCAACGCCAGCAUGCUGCUGUUUCGACCAGGAGCCAUACAGGGGCGGGGGACCGGUUUACGUGCAGGGCUGAGUGUCGGCGUGUGUGUUUGGGUUUCUCUCUCUGCUGUUCUUCUGCUGAAGGUGUAAAGAUCGAGCUCCA